Molecule: messenger RNA, 837 nt
Organism: Darwinula stevensoni
Lineage: Eukaryota; Metazoa; Arthropoda; Ostracoda; Podocopida; Darwinulidae
Source: the annotation of a GenBank genome assembly
GCAGCACCAAACUUGGCUAAUCGCGGUGAGUUUCAAUCGCAAGCGAUAGCUUUUGGUGCGGACAAUAUCCGCUUUGCUAGCCAAGCCCAAGGACCGUACCUCAGCAUAGCUCAAGGAGCGAGCUACCAAACUGCAGCCUAUGUACAGUGCACAUCUACCCUGCCCGACUCUCCAAUUUUGUUUAUGCGUUUUCUCAAUCCCUCCAACACCGUAGCCCAGGGUUGCGAGCAGCUUGCUUUGAUGCCAGAUAUUAUUGGGGAAAUCAUAGGGAUGCGCGAGCAGCCCAGCGGCAUACGGGUGGGGCAGAUGCGUGUGCCGAUUGGCGUUUUUGGCAUGAUUUACGAGAGCCGUCCUAAUGUCACGAUUGAAGCUGCCAGCCUUUCCAUCAAAAGCGGCAAUGCCUGUAUUUUGCGCGGCGGCUCUGAAGCAAUUGAAUCCAAUCAAGCACUAGCUGGUUUGGUUCGCCAAGCACUCUUAGAAAGCGGUUUACCAGAAGACGCCGUGCAACUUGUACCCAUCACUGAUCGCGCGGCUGUAAGUGCAUUGAUUACCAUGCCUGAAUAUGUUGAUGUGAUCAUCCCACGCGGUGGCAAAGGCUUGAUUGAGCGUGUCAGCAGUGAAGCCAAAGUUCCUGUAAUCAAACACCUCGACGGCAAUUGCCAUGUCUAUGUUGACGACCCAUGCGAUAUCGCCAUGGCCGUGAAAAUUGCUGACAAUGCCAAAACCCAAAAAUACAGCCCCUGCAAUGCGGCUGAAGGUCUUUUGGUCGCUCAAGGUGUUGCCGAAACAUUUCUGCCACAAAUUGCCGCCAUCUAUGCUUCCAAAGGCGUUGAAAUG